AUGGGGCCUCCUGGAGCCCAGGGGAGUAAAGGUGACUCCGGGAGGCCAGGUCCACCAGGACAACCUGGACUGCAGGGUGUUCCAAGCCCUCCUGGUGCAGUGGGACACCCAGGUGCCAACGGCGAGCCUGGCAGUGCUGGGUCCCCUGGGCUAACAGGAUGUCCAGGGAGCCCCGGGAGUCCAGGAGCCGUGGGCCUGAAAGGAAGCAAAGGGGACACAGGACUUCAAGGACAGCAAGGAAGAAAAGGAGAAUCAGGAGUUCCAGGCCCUGCAGGUGUGAAGGGAGAACAGGAGAGCCUGGGGCUGGCAGGCCCCAAGGGAGCCCCUGGACCAGCUGGCCAGAAGGGAGACUGGGGAGUGACAGGAUCUUCUGGGGAGAAAGGAGUGAAGGGAGAAAAAAGUGAAAGGGCCCCAGAUGCACAGAGGCUGCAUGCCAGGUUGGCUUGGCAACGCCAGCAGAAAGAUGGCCUGUCUUCUCCAGCACUGACAGUGAAGGCUGGCCUGGCUUUGGUCAAUGUCCGUCCAGCCCUGGAGUCAGAAUGCCACAUGGCUGAGGGUGUUUGCCAGGGAUGGCUCUCCAAAGGACAGCUGAGUUGA
Messenger RNA from Pongo pygmaeus (Bornean orangutan), 597 nucleotides. RefSeq names its product macrophage receptor MARCO-like. NCBI's taxonomy places the organism in Eukaryota, Metazoa, Chordata, Mammalia, Primates, Hominidae. Gene Ontology annotation, biological process: extracellular matrix organization. The coding region runs from base 1 to 597 and encodes 198 amino acids. Gene Ontology annotation, molecular function: extracellular matrix structural constituent conferring tensile strength. The transcript is spliced from 8 exons. The record is from RefSeq and is a predicted model, not a curated record.